GGCGGGGCGAUGUAAUAGUGGACUUCGCUUGUCUGUGUGAAUGGAUCUGUCUUCUUGAAGUUCAAAUAUUCUAUUUUCCUCUGCAGUYUGUCUUGUUGGCCUGCAAGAGCAACUUUCUUUCCUACACCAUUUGAAGUGGAUUUUUGACCCUAACGCCAGAACGUCGUGUAGAAUGGAGCUGAUUUUGGUAGUAGUCAGCCUSUUGACGUUCGUUUAUGUUAAAAGCUUUAAUAUUGAUAUAACCAAGCCUGUUAUUUUCGAUCAUCCCAAGUCUACCAAAGGCAGUUAUUUUGGAUUUUCCGUGUCCCUACAYUCGAACAACAAGAAGUGGCURUUGGUUGGUGCUCCUCUAGAUGAUGUACCAUCUAAAAGUGAUAGCAACCAAAUACUUCAAAAAUAUGGUGCCAUAUACAAAUGUGAUCCAACUAAUUCACAGUGCUCUUAUAUACCCAUAGAUAAUACACCUGUUCAAAAGAGAAAAUAUAAAUACCAGGGCACCAUUAAACAAUUAGAAUGGGAGAAAAAGAAAACUCAGUGGCUCGGCCAAGAUGUUCACAGUUCAGGAAAAAAUGGAAAAGUUGUGACUUGCGCACCAAGAUAYACAGAAACUCCACCAGACAGAGAUGGUACACUGCAAUACCAGUGGAUUCUUGGACGUUGUUUUGAAGUUCUUAAUGAUCUCAGUGAUAGCAAAGUCAUUAUAAGCCCAUGCCAAAACAAGCGUUAUGGCAAUAAUUACUUUGGGUACUGUCAAGCUGGUUUUAGUGCAAGAUUGACAGCAGAUGGUGAAUAUAUAGUGAUGGGUGCUCUUGGUGUCAGUAAUUGGAAAGGUGGUGUUAUAGCAUAUUCACCUGUUUAUCAAGGAGAGGAAGCCUUUUCAACUCAAGAUCAAAUAGAGAAAGGUUACUACAUGGGUGAGUGUUUUUGUGCUGCUGAAGUUAUUUAUCAUCAUUUGAAUUGCUACAAAAUUAUGAAUGGCAAUUUGCCCAAUUUCAUACUGUGGGAGACUGGGUACAAGACCCUUAAUUCGCACGAUGGUUAG
Molecule: messenger RNA, 1042 nt
Organism: Exaiptasia diaphana
Lineage: Eukaryota; Metazoa; Cnidaria; Anthozoa; Actiniaria; Aiptasiidae
Product: integrin alpha-7
Exons: 7
Coding region: 173-1042 (289 amino acids)
Biological process (GO): cell-cell adhesion; cell-matrix adhesion; cell adhesion mediated by integrin
Cellular component (GO): integrin complex; external side of plasma membrane
Molecular function (GO): integrin binding
Source: RefSeq, a predicted model, not a curated record